UUAUAAUAAGUGUGUGCGCGAGGGAAAAGCGCGUUCACGUCGCAACGGAUAUUCUCAACUGUGUGUGUGUGUGUGCUCGUUUUCCAGACUGGGGGGACUGCAGCUUUUAGUGCAAAAGAAGAAGAAGUGAACAGGACAGAGUGAGAGACAGAAGAGAAGAGAAGAGAGAGAGAGUUGGAGGUGUAAAGCGCAGGCCUCAACACAAACACACUGCUGCUGCUUGGACACACUCACACACACACACACACACGGGAGUUUAAAGACAGACAUGGCCAACAUCGCCGUGCAGAGAAUCAAACGGGAGUUUAAAGAAGUACUCAAAAGCGAAGAGACGAGUAAAAAUCAGAUUAAGGUGGACCUGGUGGAUGAAAACUUCACCGAAUUAAAAGGGGAGAUCGCAGGACCUCCAGACACGCCAUACGAAGGUGGCAGGUAUCAACUCGAAAUCAAGAUCCCAGAGACGUAUCCCUUUAAUCCACCAAAGGUGCGGUUUAUUACUAAGAUCUGGCAUCCCAAUAUAAGUUCAGUUACUGGAGCAAUAUGUUUGGACAUUCUCAAAGACCAGUGGGCCGCAGCGAUGACUCUGCGCACGGUUUUGCUCUCACUCCAGGCUUUGCUAGCCGCAGCCGAGCCCGAUGAUCCUCAGGAUGCUGUCGUAGCCAAUCAGUAUAAACAGAAUCCUGAGAUGUUCAAACAGACCGCUCGGCUCUGGUCUCAUGUUUACGCCGGCGCGCCCGUCUCUAGUCCCGAAUACACACGCAAAAUAGACAAACUCUGUGCCAUGGGCUUUGACAAAAACGCAGUAAUAGUAGCUUUGUCUUCGAAGUCGUGGGACGUGGAGACGGCAACAGAACUUUUGCUCAGCAACUGAGACGUCACACAUCAUCUUUAGGCCACAAUUUCACAAUUCACUUUUCCUCCCCCAUCUAAGCGCAUGUAUUGAGAUCAGCUCCGUGUAAACAGAACAAAGACUGGCCUGGUCCAAUCCAGGUUUUAAAAAUCUGCUCCAAAAAUCGAGUGUGCACACAUCAUGGGGGAUCACCAGUAAGAGACGACUUAGAAUACCACAGCUAAUGCAAAUCACACAAAUUUCUCACUAGCUCGAGCCAAAUUACGCAGUGAAGCAAGAAAGCGUCUCGUCACGAACUGAUUUCGACCCUGCCGCCGUACAACUGUGCAGUUGUUGCUGUUUAAACAGUCUUUUUAAAAGCCAUACGAUGGCAUCUUCCACUUUUCUCUUAUGCCUGUGGUCCAUUUUCUGAAAAGAAACCAAAAUGAAGGGAAGCCUGUACGACUGACUGCCACUUUAGAUGCUCCAAAAGAAAAAGGAAAAAAAAAAAAAAAAAAAAAACAGUUGCUUGCAUGGGUAAAAGAAGGAUUGUGUGUGUAUACAUAGGUAUAUUAAAAGGUGUGUGAACAUUCAUGGGGAGGAAGUGAUAGUUUUUCUAAGUGUACAUUGCGGGGGGAAAGUUCUGCCAAGUUGCUAAGAAGAAGAAAGUUGAUUAGGAUCAAGCAUCCUUUACUGUUUGCAUAAAACUUAAACAUUUACACAUAAACCUGAUGUUGAUAAUUGGCCAGAUGAUAUGGUGUAAUAUAGAACAUUUGAUUAGAUUUUUGGUGUAUGGUUGAAUAUUUUUUCCAGUCUUGGAAUGAAGAGGAAUAAAAUGAUUUUUAAUUUGUUGAGCCUUA
Messenger RNA from Clarias gariepinus (North African catfish), 1689 nucleotides. RefSeq names its product ubiquitin-conjugating enzyme E2Kb (UBC1 homolog, yeast) (gene ube2kb). The transcript has 7 exons. The record is from RefSeq and is a predicted model, not a curated record. Gene Ontology annotation, molecular function: ubiquitin conjugating enzyme activity; protein binding. Gene Ontology annotation, cellular component: nucleus. NCBI's taxonomy places the organism in Eukaryota, Metazoa, Chordata, Actinopteri, Siluriformes, Clariidae. Gene Ontology annotation, biological process: proteasome-mediated ubiquitin-dependent protein catabolic process; protein polyubiquitination. Bases 269 to 871 code for a protein of 200 amino acids.